Molecule: messenger RNA, 940 nt
Organism: Diuraphis noxia (Russian wheat aphid)
Lineage: Eukaryota; Metazoa; Arthropoda; Insecta; Hemiptera; Aphididae
Source: RefSeq, a predicted model, not a curated record
CCAGUCGUGAUUAAUGUARAUGUAGAAUGUGUAUAGAAUAUAGAUAAACAUUAGGUAAAUCAAUGAGUCGAGUCAAGUGAGUUAAUUUACUGAUUAGAGUGUCAACGGUAGUUAUUAUUAGCCAUCAACAAGACAACAACUUGAACAACUACAGACUACAGUCAACAAGCAGCCAACAGCCGCAUAGGCAUAGUUGUAUAGAUUUCAUUACCAUUAUCGCAUCCGGUCAUCGAUCAUUUGCCUUUUGCCGACAUYAGAACUCUUAAUAUAAUAUUUUUCCACUAUGACGAGAUAUUUUAAUGUUGAUAUUGAUAAUAUAACCACAGAUUAUGAAUUAGCAUACCAAAAUUCAUAUGAAAACUUUACCGAUGAAAUAAAAAGRUUUGAUGAUGAUAUACUGAAAUUAUACUCACAGGACAUAGAUAAAUACAGCAAGACAUUAAAAAAUCUCACGGAUGUAAAUAACAAAAUUAACCAGAGCCGUGAUACACUACAGCACAUAUCUGAYAAAGUCAAAUGUGAACAACAGAUAUUGCAAACAGAAAACGAUCGCUUGGAGUCUAUUAAUAAUGAAUGUAAUAGUUUGGAAGUUACAGAACUUGAGUUGAAUGAUGUGAUCAAUAAAACCAAAGAGCAACUCACCCAAGUAUAUAAAGAAAAAAAAGCAAGCAUAAAAAAACUUAAAAGAGAAAUAAAUUCAUUCAGAACUGGAGUAAACAUGUAUGAGCGAUUUUUACAGUUGAAGAUGAAUAUUGAAAGUAAUGAAAUAAAUACCAUUAUCAAUAUUAACAUGAAAAAUGUAAAAAAUAAUUCAGAUUACAAAAUCAUUUUUGAGGAAAAUGAUAACAAUUUCAAAGGCAAACGAGACGGAUGCGUUUAUAAUGGACCGGUGGCUGGGAGUGGUGAACGAGCCACCGUGCCCCCAGUACGAGUUCGGUGA